UUGGGCUUCCUGCAGUCCAACGUGUUUCAGAAAUAUUCACGUGUGUUUCUUGGUGUGGGGACGGAGUUUAUACUCAUUCAUAGUACCGAACAGCAUCGUUAAUUCCAACGCAGUCUAAGGGCGCUGGGAUAAAUUAGGAGAACAGUAGAGGGGUUGUUUCAGUAGAGCUGUACAGGAUCAGUCAUGGGGAGGAAGUUUGAUCCCACCACCAAGGUGAAGCGUGGACCUGGACGGAAAGCCAGGAAGCAGAAAGGCGCGGAGACCGAGCUAUCCAAGCUUUUAGUGGAUGAGGAUAAGCCUAAAAAACUGUCCAGCAGAGCCAGAAAACGUGCUGUGAAGAGAGCACAGGGUGCCACUACACACACACAAGAAAAACAGCCCAAGAAAGGAUUCUCGGAUGACAACAGAGAAUGGCUGACACCAGCAAAGCGAAAGCGCAAAAUUGACCAUUCAGAAGGGGACGAGGACAGCGACAGCCAGUGGGAGGAAGAGGACGAAGAUGGUGAUGAAGUAGAGGCUAUAGAGGAAGGAGAAAAAGAACAACUUAAUGAUGAUGAUGAUGACGACGACGACGAUUUGGUGGAUGACUAUGGAGCGAUGGAAGAUAGCAGUGAAGGAGAAGAGGAGGAAGAAGCAGGCAGUGAUGGAGAGGAGUUGCUGCCUAUCGAACGAGCUGCCAGGAAACAGAAAAAACGUCAGGAAGCUGCAGCACAGGAGAGUGAAGACGAGGAGGAUGACGACGAGGAGGAGGAGGAGGAGGAAGAAGAAGGUGAAAAAAUGGAUGAUCAAGAGGAGGAAGAAGAGGACACAGUGCAGGCAAAUAUUGACCACAUAGACAAGUUUAAACUGCCUAGUGCAAAGGAGAGAGAGAGAGAGGGACUUUUGCCUCAAGACCUGCAGAGUGUGCACCAGAGGAUCAAAGACAACAUGGAUGUGCUCUCCCACUUCAGAGAGAAGAGAGAGGAGGGCAGAGAGCGAGCAGAGUAUCUCUCACUGCUGAAAUCAGACCUCUGCACAUACUACAGCUACAACGAGUUCCUCAUGGGCUGUCUCAUGGAACUGUUUCCUUACGCUGAGCUUCUAGAUUUUCUGGAGGCCAAUGAAGUUCAGAGGCCCAUCACCAUCAGGACCAAUACCCUUAAAACCAGGAGGAGAGACUUGGCUCAGGCUCUGAUCAAUAGGGGUGUAAAUCUGGAUCCUUUGGGGAAGUGGUCUAAAGUGGGCCUGGUCAUCUUUGAUUCUUCAGUUCCCAUAGGUGCAACUCCUGAGUAUCUAGCUGGUCACUACAUGCUGCAGGGAGCUUCGUCACUGCUUCCUGUAAUGGCGCUCUCUCCUCAGGAGGGGGAGUCUGUGCUGGACAUGAGUGCGGCUCCUGGGGGAAAGACCACAUAUAUAGCCCAACUGAUGAGAAACACAGGAGUGAUAGUUGCUAAUGAUGCCAGUGCUGAGAGGCUGAAAAGUGUUGUGGGAAACAUCCAUCGCCUGGGAGUCACCAAUACCAUCAUUUGUAACUAUGAUGGCAGACAGUUUCCUAAGGUGAUGGGAGGUUUUGACAGAGUGUUAUUAGACGCUCCUUGCUCAGGUACAGGGGUCAUCUCUAAAGAUCCAGCAGUGAAAACUAGCAAGGAUAAGUCCGAUAUUCUGCGCUCGGCUCAUCUACAGAAGGAGCUGAUUCUGGCUGCCAUUGACUCGGUGAAUGCUGACUCGCAGACGGGUGGUUAUCUUGUCUACUGCACCUGCUCCAUUACGGUGGAAGAGAAUGAGUGGGUUGUGGAUUAUGCCCUAAAGAAGAGAAAUGUAAAACUGGUUCCCACAGGAUUAGACUUUGGCAAAGAAGGCUUCACGAGAUUUAAAGAGCGACGUUUCCACCCUUCACUUAAGCUUUCUCGGCGGUUCUAUCCUCAUUCCCACAACAUGGAUGGCUUCUUUGUGGCAAAGCUGAAAAAGUUCUCAAACACCAUUCCCGUUGCACCUGCAGAAGAUAAUGAAAAGGCCAACAAAAAAGAAACAGCUGCUACAUCAGAGAAAAAAACCUCCAAACCAGAGCCUAAGCAGCAGAGCAAAGGUACACAGGGAAAAGUCAAAGAGACCAAGCAACAAUCAAAAGCUACUAGCAACAGCAAAACUGAAAGCCCCACUGCCAAGAAAAAGUCAGUGGUAAAAGGUAAAAAAUUAAAGGAUGAAGGUCCCAAAAAGAAAUUGGCAAAAAUGGAUGAGCAGAAUUCAAAGGAAGGCAAGACCAAAGAAAAGCUCAAAGUCCUGAAAGUGGACAAAGACGUAACAAAUGAGUCUGUGACUGAGAAAGCAGAGGGAAGCUUGCUUAAGAAGAAGACAAACAAAAAGAAUCAGAAGAGCCUCUUUAAAAGAAGGAAGGAUAAAAUGGGGGGAAAAAAACCAAGAACUUAAAAAAUGUGCUGAAGCAACAAGAGGCUGGACAGUAGAAUGGAGCUUUUAUAAUGAAACAAGAAAAGUUCCUUAAGACAUUUGUGUAUACCGUGGACUUUAAAAAAAAAAAGACUUUAACGUCUUCUAGGAUGUGCUAGAACAUGGACUUUUGUUUGCUGUUCCUAUCAAACCAAGCAAAGUAUAUUGUAAACAACACAUGAAUAAAUCGUUUGGUUUACCUGUAAGAAUAAUAGUUUAAAAAUAUGUUCUGUCUUAUCUUCUUGAAAAAAAUAUUUUAUGAAAUAAUGCAUUUUAAUUUUGGAUUUAAAUAUGUAUUGGGCUCUUUGCGGCCAUUGAUGUCACAUUGGCAAAAUAAAUUUUGAUACAAAUUUGGCUGGAUAU
Neoarius graeffei (lesser salmon catfish) is the source of this 2787-nucleotide messenger RNA. It is a transcript of the gene nop2, whose product is annotated as NOP2 nucleolar protein homolog (yeast). Gene Ontology annotation, biological process: maturation of LSU-rRNA; rRNA base methylation. Lineage: Eukaryota; Metazoa; Chordata; Actinopteri; Siluriformes; Ariidae. The transcript has 16 exons. Gene Ontology annotation, molecular function: rRNA (cytosine-C5-)-methyltransferase activity; RNA binding. The record is from RefSeq and is a predicted model, not a curated record. Bases 184 to 2406 code for a protein of 740 amino acids. Gene Ontology annotation, cellular component: nucleolus.